Messenger RNA from Scaptodrosophila lebanonensis, 1987 nucleotides. RefSeq lists its product as uncharacterized. NCBI's taxonomy places the organism in Eukaryota, Metazoa, Arthropoda, Insecta, Diptera, Drosophilidae. Bases 11 to 1801 code for a protein of 596 amino acids. The transcript has 5 exons. The record is from RefSeq and is a predicted model, not a curated record.
AGCCCAUAGGAUGGGAUCUUUGGAUAAUUUGGGAUAUAUGAUGGGGGCACUGCUGUUGGCGUCGCUAAUAAGCGAGCAUUUGGUCAGUGCCUGGAAACCCAUCGAUCCACCUCUGGGCAGCACUUCGUUCAGCCUAAAACAAUCGCAUCCGGGCGCCGAACUUGGCUCCGAGCUGGGCGCUCUGGGACCGGCCACCAGCUACUCCCAGUUCGAUGCCCACAAGCAGGACGACGAUGAGUUGUUGUUGCCCCGUUCGGCUGUUGUCAAUGGGGUUGAGGGAGCGGCUGUUUCCUCGCUAACAGCACAACAUCCCAUUUCGUUCAACGACCAUCUCGACGAUCAUUAUGACUCGUAUGCCAGCUUGGAGGAUACCAUUGGCAAGGACUCACCGUUGGGAUUCACUCGCACGCCACUCUACGGCUCAGAUCGGUGCAGCGUUAAGAAGUUCGCCUUCAAUCACGAUGGCGAGGUGGAAUAUGGAAAUAAGUUGCCUGAACUGGAUCAGUUCACGAUGUGCUUCUGGAUGCGCUUCACCAACCACAGUGGCGAUCACGUAUUGCUGACCUACGAGAUACCAAAGGAACCGCGCGAGGUGCAAAUCUGGGUCGCCAACGCGCGAAAUUCCAGUUUUCUUUCGAUGGCCAUAAAAGGUCAGCAAGUGUACAGAUUAAACUAUCCGCUACGUAAGCGGCAAUGGCAUCACAUGUGCAGCUCAUGGAAUGGCAAGACGGGCGAGUGGCAGGUCUGGCUUAAGGCGGAGCGCAUUGGGCGUGGCUUUCACAAUUCGUUAGUGGGCCAUAAAAUACCAUCGAAUGGCAAAUUGCGUUCCGGCGGCGCCUCCGUAACCGGCGAUGUAAGUCAGGGCCUCCAUUUUGAGGUAACACUCAUUCAAGUCUAUCGCGUGGCUCUGAGCGCGGGCAAGGCGCAUCGCGAUCAUAAGCACCAUCAUGCCCAUCACUUCGAUCACGAGGGUCAGGAACUAUCGAGCACAACGCGUCCACCACCAGUGAUCAAUCGACCACAGCCAAUGAAUCAACUGUUGGCCAGUGGACAAAUACCAACACGCGUGCGCAUCAAUCUGGCCAAUCCACCUCAGGAUCCAUCGCAGGCUCAAUUGCAAUCGGGGCUGCCACAGGCGCUGCCAUCGCCACAGCAGCAACAACAACAACAGGCCAUCACUAUCAAUACUAACUUUGUAAACGGACAAAUGAGCACCGGAUCCCGUUUAAUAGCGCAACAGCUUAUCUCGCUUCCUGGUGCUAAUCGCUUGCCACAGCCGCGUCGCCCCAUUGGAGCAGCAACAAGCGGCGGCAUAGCUGGUCCUUCGGGCGAGUUCCACAUGCUGAGCAACUCGGCUAAUGUGCAGUUCAUUGACGAAACAGAGACCCAUAUUCAGUUCAAACGGGAGGCGGGUUCAAAGGCCGAUAAGCGGCAAGCGAAGGGUGAUGAUGACGAUGAGAAGAAGCUGCAGAAACGCGGUCUGGUUCUGCUCGAUGAUGGCUCUUUGGUUGACGAUGGCCUCAAUGCGGCGGAUGAGGAUUACAGCAAAUACAAUGGCCUGGCCGACUUUGGAGGGCAACAGUUUAAGCACGACCUAACGCAAAAAAUGAAUCUGGAGGAAGAGAUCAGCACGCACGAUCGUGAGCCCGCGGAAGAGGAGGUGAAGGCGGUAAUGGCGCUCUGCAGCAGUUGCGAUGCGGAGCCCUUCCAGGGAGCAAUCGUGUUCGCCUGGAAGGAUGUAAGCGACCGCAUGAACAAUGUGCUCAAGGGUUCCAGUGUGGGCACUUGCGGCAACUUUUAGUCGUGCUCCUGGCCAAUGGAAAACGCUUUAACGCAGUGAGAGGCGCACGGUGGACUGAUCAGUAUAGGAUGGAAUGCCGUUUGCUUGCACUGCGCACACGCUUUAUGUAAAUUUCGUGUUCGAGUUACAUUGUAUAAUAAUAAUUCGUAUUUUAUAUAUAUAACUAAUUUUUUUUUUUGCUGUCCA